Dendrobium catenatum is the source of this 908-nucleotide messenger RNA. RefSeq names its product protein CURVATURE THYLAKOID 1A, chloroplastic-like. The record is from RefSeq and is a predicted model, not a curated record. Gene Ontology annotation, cellular component: thylakoid; chloroplast thylakoid membrane. NCBI's taxonomy places the organism in Eukaryota, Viridiplantae, Streptophyta, Magnoliopsida, Asparagales, Orchidaceae. Bases 169 to 663 code for a protein of 164 amino acids. The transcript has 5 exons.
CGCCACGCGUCGAUCCUCUUUUCGAUUAGAGUUCACGGUGCGAGCUGUCGCUGCGAAAGAGAAAGAUACUGAAGAGCCAUCGAGUCAUCUACCCGCAAGAGCAGAGAGGAGCCGAUAAGAACUGUUCAGUAUAUUUGAGUACCAUCGACACUAGGAAGAAAGCUGUUCAUGGCGGCGGCGACGGCAUCUUCGGUAGCAGUGGCGCUUGGUGGAGCUCGAUUUCCGGCGCCGGGCUUUUUGGUCCCAGGAAGCCCGUCUCUCCCCUUCCUUCCUAACCCUCGCCGGUUUCUGGCCGGCCCAGUCCUUCACUUAUCUGAUGUGCAGAGGUUUUCAGCCCAUAAGUUAAGAGCCAGCUCCUCAGAAGAGACAUCCGGCUCCAUUCAAACUGAAGAGCUAAUUGCAGAUUUGAAAGAAAAGUGGGAUUCUAUUGAGAACAAAUCCACUGUUUUUGUCUAUGGUGGAGGAGCCAUUGUUGCUGUCUGGUUGUCUUCUAUUGUAAUCAGUGCUGUCAACUCUGUUCCGCUGCUGCCUAAGCUUCUGGAGUUGAUUGGGCUUGGCUACACUGGAUGGUUUGUCUACCGCUAUCUCUUGUUCAAGUCAAGCAGAAAAGAGUUAGCAGAAGACAUUGAAUCUUUGAAGAAGAAGAUUGCAGGAACAGAAUAGAUAGAGGAGCCUAACAAGCUUCAGAAACUAGUCAAACUUUCCUGUGCAAGUCAUGCUAAAGAUUGUGUAAUGUUUAAAUUGUUCUCAGUUUCUUCUGUUUGCUUGUUUUUACUUCUUUUAGACUAUUGAAUUCUUCAAAUCUGCAGAUUUUGUAGUGAAAGUAACUUGGUGUCAAACCUGUAGCUAAUCAUUUAUUUUUUGCAUUUAGCUUAUAAAUGUUGCCUACAAUGAUAGCUGUUUUCAAA